Cyprinodon variegatus (sheepshead minnow) is the source of this 1880-nucleotide messenger RNA. It is a transcript of the gene gabrzb, whose product is annotated as gamma-aminobutyric acid receptor subunit pi-like. The coding region runs from base 348 to 1730 and encodes 460 amino acids. NCBI's taxonomy places the organism in Eukaryota, Metazoa, Chordata, Actinopteri, Cyprinodontiformes, Cyprinodontidae. The transcript is spliced from 10 exons. Gene Ontology annotation, molecular function: neurotransmitter receptor activity; GABA-A receptor activity; extracellular ligand-gated monoatomic ion channel activity. Gene Ontology annotation, biological process: regulation of membrane potential; nervous system process; chemical synaptic transmission. Gene Ontology annotation, cellular component: synapse; membrane; GABA-A receptor complex. The record is from RefSeq and is a predicted model, not a curated record.
GAUUCAACACAUACGACUUUUGAGACUCUAAAGCAGCUUUAAGUCCUUGGCGUGCGUCAUUGCGCAGUGGCGCGUCCUGCCCUCGGUGGUUAAUGGAAAUCUGCUGACAGAGCACAACCAGCUGAUGGUGCAUAUGUUUGCGCGGAUCAGCAGGUACUGCUUUAGAAAAUAGAGCAGAGGAAACGUGAAUGGAAGCGAAGGUUUUAGCAGCGGAAAACUGAAGAAGAAUUCAUUCUCUUGAGGACUGUUAUUUCCAGGAUGCGCUGACGGACGCGUGAAGUGACAUGAUCCCCGCGACAGAUCGGAUCAGAUAAAUUGGACCAGGCCUCUUCUCUCCGUUAGCAGUCAUGGCUCACUCUGUAGCUGGAGGGACAGUACUCACCAUCCUUCUCAUUAGCAGGUUGUUAGAGAACUCACUGCUCAACGCAGAAGUGAAGGAAGGAGAGAUUCUGCCUCCUACCAUUCAGAGGCUGAUGAAAGGAUACAACAAGUAUCUCAGGCCUUUCUUUGACAACGGUCCUGUGACGGUGGGAAUGAGUUUGGAUAUUGCUAGCAUUGACACCAUCUCUGAGAUUAACAUGGACUACACUGCCACCAUAUUUCUCCGCCAGCGCUGGACGGACGAGCGUUUGGUGUUUGAGGGCAACAAGAGCCUGAGCCUUGAUGGACGGCUGGUAGAGCUCCUCUGGGUGCCAGACACUUUUAUUGUUGACUCCAAGAAAUCCUUCUUGCAUGAUAUCACCGUGGAGAACAGAUUGAUCCGCAUCUUCCCCAAUGGGACCGUCCUUUACGCUCUAAGGAUUACCACUACAGUGGCAUGCAACAUGGAUCUGACGAAGUACCCAAUGGACAAGCAGACCUGCACGUUACAACUAGAGAGCUGGGGCUACAACAUCAAUGAUGUUAUGUUCUAUUGGACUCGAGGAAAUGAGUCUGUGAGUGGCUUAGACACUCUCCAACUGGCUCAGUACACUGUAGAGGACCAUUACACAUCAGUCUCAGAGGCAGUCUAUGAAACGGGCCAUUACCCCAGACUGGUUUUCCACUUUGAGCUGAAAAGAAGCAUUCUGUAUUUCAUUCUGGAGACUUAUGUCCCGUCCAGCCUGUUGGUGGUUCUCUCAUGGGUUUCUUUCUGGAUUUCCUUAUCAUCUGUUCCAGCUCGAAUUUGUAUAGGAGUGACCACAGUUCUGACUAUGACCACCCUGAUGAUGGGAGCCCGGACAUCACUGCCCAAUGCCAACUGUUUCAUCAAGGCCAUCGAUGUCUACUUGGGAAUCUGCUUCAGCUUCAUAUUUGGAGCUCUCAUUGAAUACGCUGUGGCCCACUUCUGCACUCUAACUCACCCCGAUGCUCACUUGCUGAUGUAUGGCCACCAAAUGCACGACAUGGAUGACGAAAUGAAUGGCAUGGUCACCACCAUUUCCACUCACUCCAACAGAGCAAAGAGACGCAAGGAGCCUUCUGUCCCCUCUACCCCAGCUCCUGCCUCAACAGAACUCACUGUCAGCCCCUCCAGUCCUUCAGGCAGUGAGCCCAAGCCUGAAGCUCCCCCUGCAGAACCCGCCAACUGGUGCCUCACCACUCUUGCUACACUUCGCAAAAUCCUUCGCUUCGUAAGCUGCUGUCAUAUCAAAAAUCCCCACCACAUAGACAACUACUCAAGAGUUACCUUCCCUUUGUCUUUUGUCAUGGUCAACCUGCUCUACUGGACUUAUUAUCUGUACUUCUAGUAUUGGCCUAAGAGCAGCAAUGUCUCUUAGUGAGUGUCAGGCAGAGUGUAUGUAGACAAGGAGUGUAUUUUACUGUGUGUAUGAAUACAAAGCGUUAAGGUGUGUUAAGAGAGGUUUAUACAGUUCAUACAUUUGGUUUUUUGAGCAAAG